This is a messenger RNA of Onychostoma macrolepis, 1350 nucleotides long. RefSeq lists its product as uncharacterized. NCBI's taxonomy places the organism in Eukaryota, Metazoa, Chordata, Actinopteri, Cypriniformes, Cyprinidae. The coding region runs from base 7 to 1176 and encodes 389 amino acids. The transcript has 6 exons. The record is from RefSeq and is a predicted model, not a curated record.
UAUCGCAUGCUUUUUAGUGAAAUGAUGAAAAUGUAUCUCAAAUUAAUUUUUUUCUCUUUGUGGAGUCUGGUUGGUUUCGGGGUCAGGUCCUUCAGGUUGUUUGAUGAAAAGAAGUUCGUGAAAAUAGCAAAUUCAGUCACUCUAAACUCUGGUGUCACUGAAAUGAAGGAUGAUGAUCUGAUUCAGUGGAGGUUUGGAAAUGAAAACACUUUAAUCGCUGAAAUCAAUAAACAGGGCAACAGCAUGACUGUAUAUGAUGGUGUUCUUGAUGGGAGAUUCAGAGACAGACUGAAGCUGGACAAUAAAACUGGAUCUCUGACCAUCACAAACACCACAACUGAAGAUACUGGAGUUUAUGAACUGCGGAGUAACAGGGUGGGAAAGCUUUUUCUUUUAAUUGUCUAUGUUGAAAUAUUAACGAAGGAGGGAGAAUCAGUCACUAUAAACUCUGGUCUUACUGAAAUAAUGGAUAAUGAUGUAAUUCAGUGGAGGUUUGGACCUGAAAUCACUUUAAUAGCUGGAAUCAAUAAACAGGCCGACAGGAUGACUGUAUAUGAUGAUGUUCUUGAUGGGAGAUUCAGAGACAGACUGAAGCUGGACAAACAAACUGGAUCUCUGACCAUCACAAACAUCACAAUUCAACAUACUGGAGAUUAUGUACUAUUGAUGAACCAUAUGAUCAUACAGUACUUUCUCACUGUCUAUGAUGAGAUAUUAGUGAUGAAGAGAGAUUCAGUCACUCUAAACUCUGGUCUUACUGAAAUAAUGGAUGAAGAUGAGAUUCAGUGGAGGUUUGGACCUGAAAUCACUUUAAUAGCUGAAAUCAAUAAACGGGCCGACAGCAUUACUGUACAUGAUGAUGUUCUUGAUGAGAGAUUCAGAGACAGACUGAAGCUGGACAAACAAACUGGAUCUCUGACCAUCACAAACAUCAGAACUGAACACACUGGACGUUAUGUACUAUUGAUAUUUGGAUCAAAACCGUCAUUAAAAGCUUUCAGUGUUUCUGUCUAUGACUCUGAACACUGUUGUGGUUCUGCUGAAGCUGUGAUCCGAUUGGUCCUCUCUGCUCUGGUGGGCGUGGCUACUGUCGUUCUUCUGGUUUAUGACAUCAGAUCCAGAAGAGCUGAACAAGAUCAAGCACAUAUUCACACAUCAGAAAGUAUUGAAAUCUAAAGCUGAACGCUGUUCUUUAUAGGCUCUUCAUGUGUGUUUUUUGUUCUUGUAGUGUUUUUGUCAUAAUGACUACUUGAGUUUGCUCUCUCUUUCAAUAUCAGAUAGUGCCUUUUUAAAAAUCUCUGAGAUACAUAAAACAGAUUAAUAAAGAGACACAGAUCUCACUUCACUGCU